CGGGGCAGACAAACCCUACCGUUCCCUCAAACAGAAAAGAUAAACCCUACCGAAACCCUCGAAACAAUGGCCGCCGAAUCUAAAAUCCGCCCUGGAGAUGAGCUUCCCUCCGCAUCAUCCGAUGAGGACGCAACGUCUUCUGGUGAGGACGCAACAUCUUCUGGUGAGGACGCAACUUCUUCUGAUGAGGACGAAAAGGUUUCCAAGCAAGAAGAACAAAUUGUUCAACCACAGCAACCUGAAUCAGAAUCCGAAUACAGCUCUUCCUCUGAGGAAGAGGACGAGGAAAAAGCUCCCCAAGCGCCUCCAGUCGUGAAUCCAACCCUUGGCCAGAAACCUCAAUCCUCUUCCGAAUCCUCUGACGAGGAAUCCGAUUCUGAUUCGGAUUCCCUGGAAUGUCAACCUUUACCAUCCGCAUCUGGCUUCACCACGCUGCCCCAUGUCACUUCCUCCCAAAAGGUUCCUGAAUCUUCGAUGCCACCACCUGGAAAGCGUGCUUUGGAUGCCGAAGAGGAAGAAUCAAAGAAGUCAAAGAAGAGCAAAUAUGCGGAAGAAGACCUCUCUACUGAGGGAAUGGAGUCUGCAGAUGACCAGGUCUCGAAUGACGAUAAUCAGAUUGCAUCUGUCAUAGGUGGGAUUGUGAAAAGUCUAGGCAAUGACAACAACAUUACAGAUACACCAAAUGCAGUGGAAAUUUAUGGACAAGCUGGUCUCAAGGGAAAUGAUGAACAAACUGCUCAGGUUGAAAAGGUUAAGAAUGUUGAGCCCAAAUACCCUCACUUUUUCAAGUGUAUCAACAAGGAGUACUAUCCAAUGUUUGCGGAUGCCGCAUUGGAUAUGAUCAAGGAAAAGGUGAAUCUGAUGGAGAGUUCCAAGGUUGCAGAGAUGGAGGAGAAAUGGUCCAAGGUGUGGGAAGAACAGCUUGAAAUCUGUGCGAAGGCAGCAGACUUGGUAGCUCUACAGACUAGGCUUGUGCAUGAGGCUAUGAAGAAGUGACUAUGAAGAUGUAAGCGCUGUUUGGUUAUGUUUUUUGUCUAGUAUUCUUUUUGCACAAUUGAAAUUUAAACGCUAAUUUGGACAACACAGGGCAACAUUCAAGUUUGAAUUUUCAUUCUAGUAUUAAAAUGUAUCUCUCCCUUCAAAGUAUGUACUUGGGGCGGUUAAGGUGUUUGAGAAUAUGUCUGCAAGACUAUCUCAUUGAGCUUAAAACAGGUCCCGUUUUUGUUUUUUUGUUGUUGGGAGGUUAAAAUAGGCUUAGAGAGCUUUAACUGAAUGCAUUGUUUGGAUUGCUACCAAGUGACUGCUAAAAUGUUACAUUGAUAAAUGAAUCAAUAGACUUCAUUUGAUUAGAGUAUACUGGCAAUAUAACUAUGUGAAUAUAUGAG
Messenger RNA from Cuscuta epithymum, 1385 nucleotides. Lineage: Eukaryota; Viridiplantae; Streptophyta; Magnoliopsida; Solanales; Convolvulaceae. The record is from the annotation of a GenBank genome assembly.